CAAAUUUCUCAAUCUCAUAGUUUUUGAAUUUGAUCUUCACACAUCCACAUGGAUUCACUCAGAGUCUCAGCUGCAGUAAGACUGCAAGACCCAUUUCUGAUGUGAAGGUAAAACCCUAAUUUCUUUCUCAACUACACACACAAGCUAUGCACAGCACAUACUUAGGCUCAACUAUAACUCUUAGGAGUAAAGGGUCUCUCUUUUUUUCCUUCGAUGAUCAUUCUUACUUGUUCAAUGAAAGAUUUGAUAGAACCCCAUUAACAUCAUCAUCAUCAUGUUGUGCUUGCUGUGGUGCUAAUUUUAUCCACGGGGUGCCCAUAAACCCUGGUUUCUUGUAUGGGUUAAGGCAGUCCACUUUAAUUCAAUGGGCUCCUUCUAGGAGGUUGAUAUUGGGUGCUGGGGACAGGUAUUAUUGCCGGCUUCCAGAUCGAGGUUGUUAUGAGGUGUGUUGCACUCUCAAGGAAAGGAGUGGCAAUGGGGGAGGUGGGAGGAGGAGAAGGGGGAAAAUUGAGUGUAUGGUUUCGGAGGGGAAGAGUGGAAGAUGUCAUUUGGGUGGUGAGGCUGAUGCCGAGGCAGUGCUCAACUUGUUGAGUGAGGAAGUGAGUGAGAGAUGUUAUGGUGCUAGAGAGACACAUGGGAGUUCGUAUGAAAGAGUGCGAGCGGAGAAGAGAGGCGAUUUGGGUAAUGAAUGUUACAGGAGAAAGAAGAAAAAUGUUGGGUUGGGUUCUUUGGAGUGCAGUUCAAAGCGUGAAUCUCAGUCAAUUAUAGUUGGGUCAAGGGAAGAGGGUCAUAGAAGGAGAGAGGAAAAGGAAGCUUCUGUGAGAAUUGAAAAUCGGGGGCUACGGAAAGAAGGUUCUAGUUGUUCAUCUUAUUACUCACUUUCAUCUUUGGGUGACUCUGAGAGCAACACGGGCGAUAUUGAAGGCAACCAAGAAGCUCCGGUUAAGCAUAGGGGAAUUGUGAGAGAAUCAUCAAGUGGGUAUAAGAAGGAUUCAUGGAAGACUGAAGAGGGUAAUGUUGACAGUGAAGUGGUGGAGAAGUUUGAGAAGCAAAGAGAUGAGGCAGAAGGAUAUGGGGAAGUUGCCAAAUGGGGAAAUACUUCAGUGGGGUCUUAUGUGGUGGGGAGUGGUGUUGAGUGGGAGAGGAGAAAGAAGUCCGAGAAGAAGCUUGCUGAAGUAUCAAUCGAGCGAACUGAAUCUAUGGAGGAAACCUCAGAAAUGGAUUCAAAAGUAUCACAGAUCCAUGAAAGCGGUUUUGGAAAGUCUUCUGGCUACCGCAAGCAAUUCCAUGGCAGGGGAGAGAAGUUGACUGUGGCAGGGAAUUUAGACGAGGAAACAAGAAAGCAAUAUGGUCAGAAAGGUAAACUUGUCAUUGGACAGUCAGAGUCUGGAAGAAAAUACCAAAGGCUAACUGAAUCGUCAGAAGUCCAGGGUAGUGAUGUUGAAAGAACUUCUGGAUCUCAGAAGCAAUUCAGUGGCAGUGAAGAAAAUGUAACCACUGCUAAGAAUUUGGUCCAGGGAAGAGGAGAAGAACAUGGUAAAAAAGAUGCCCAUAUCACUGUCCAAGACAAAUUAAAAAGAAACUCUCAGCAGUUCAGUGAAACAUCGAGGACUCAAGAGGUAGAUGUCAGAAAUACCUCCACUUCUCUGAGGCAGUCAGGAACCACAAUGAAGAACUGGAAUGAAAAUUCAACUUCAUUCCUGGGCUCGGUUCAGGAGACAAAAGGGCAACAGCACCAAACAGGCGAAUGGAUCACUGGAGGAAUUAACUCUAGAAGAAAUUUUCAACAAUUCACCGAGAUCUCAGAUAUUCAUGAUAGUGAUAUCCGUAACAAUAGCAUUUCACAGACACAAUAUGAAACUAGAAUGAACAAGCAGGAAGGAAAUUGGAACUUGGUUUCCAGUUCACAUCCAGAAGCAAAAGAGCAGCACUUGCAAACAGAUAAAACAACUAUUAGGAGAAAUGAGUCCAGAAAAGGAUACCAAGAUGCCACAAGCAUGUCAGUGGUUCAUGCUAGUACUACUGAAACAGGUGCCAACCCUCAAAGGACUUCUGAAAAGAGAGUGAGCAAUCAAGAAGUUAAUUUGACGUCAGUUGUGAAAUCAGUUGAGGAAACGAGAGAAAGAUAUUAUCAAGCUGAUGAAAGAUUGGUGCAAACUAGAUCAAGAGAAGAGGUUGAAAAGCCUUCUAAACAAUUGCAUUUUAUUGAGUCUGCACCAGGGGAUUCCUCCAGUUCCCAAGCAUCUCUGAAUUUGGUAGCCCAGGCUAGAGUGCAACAAAUUGCUGCAGAGGAAAGAGAUAAGACAAGUUCACAGGCAACAUUGAAGCCUCCACCAUUUCAGUCGGUAGAAAGAGGUCCACUGCAUGUGGAACUGACUUCUGGCUUUGCAGCUCAAGAGGUUUCUGGUGAAACUCCAGAAAGUGGCUUUAGUGCCUCAUCUACACUCCCUCCAACGAGAAGUCCAACUUGGCAGCGGGAACCACAUGGUGAAGCUAGAAGAGGUGAAACUUAUGGGGAGCCUCUGAAUGUUGCCCCUGGAGAUGUAUUGGCUUCAGCUGAUCGUUUAGAGAAAUCCUCCAUGCACUUUGUGGGAGAGUUUGUUGAGAAGGUAAGGCAUGAUGUGUUCACAUCUGAAAUCCAAAAAGAGAGAGUUUCUGAAGCAAAUUUGCUGUACAAAGGUGAGGUCCCUGAGAAACAUAAGCAAAAGGGUUCGAGUCAUUAUGGUUCUGAAAACUUGCAGUUGAAGGAGCAUGACUCAAGGCGUUCAUCUGGGGCUUCUGGAACAAAGGGGCCUUCUGACGAAAUGUGGGAUGUAGCAAAUCCUUCUCUUCAGGAACCUCCCAAGACAGAAGCAGAAGAGGGCACUACAACAACUGGGACUGCCAUCGUAAGGAGAACUGGAAGGUCCUUUUGGAGUGUCAUUGCAGACAUAGUCCGAAUGCGGUGGGUCUCACAUUCUGAAACCCAUAAUUCAGCCAUGAAGUCGGGUGGAAGGAGUUCAUCAAAUGAGUCUGCUGGCAGUGAUGCAUGGUUUUCUGGUCGUGAGCCAGAUGAGCACAAUGACGAGAAUGCAAAAAGGGAAAAAAGAAGCGUGCAACAAGAAUCCAUAUCUAAUGAUCAGCCUCAACUGGGAAAAACUCCCACUCUAAAUCAAGGAGAAGGGUCUCAAGCAACAAGCACAAAGGACCAAAAAAAGCAUGCUGAACUGGACAUGCCAUCUUCUAGUAUUUUAGAAAGUGGCUUAGUGCUCAAAAGCAAUUCCUCUGCAUCUGGGAAGGAAAGUCUUGGUUGGUAUGAAAAUGCAGAGAGUUUUCAAGGUUCCCCUUCAAGCUCUGCAGUAGUGGAAUCAGCGUUACCAACACCCGGUAGGGACAUAAGAAGAUCUCCCACUGUGGAAGAAAUCUCAAGUAGUACUAAACCUGUUGGAUCUGGAAGUGGCUCAAUGGAGGGGAUGGAUCAAAAAGCUGAUGUACCAUUGACUGAAAUGUCAGGGACUGAGGGGAAAGAUGGGGAGUUGAAAAGGAGAAAACUUCAAAGGAACAAGCAGGUAUUGAAAGAUCAAUUUGAUGAAUGGGAAGAGGCAUAUGUACUUGAGAAUGAGCAGCGUAAGAUUGAUGAAAUGUUCAUGAGGGAAGCAUUGUUGGAAGCCAAAAAGGCUGCCAAUGCUUGGGAGGUGCCUGUUGGGGCUGUGCUGGUACAGCAUGGCAAAAUUAUCGCCCGUGGAUGUAACCGAGUGGAAGAGUUAAGGGACUCAACUGCCCAUGCAGAAAUGAUUUGUAUACGGGAGGCUUCAAACCUACUCCGGACAUGGAGGCUUUCGGAGACUACACUUUAUGUAACACUCGAACCAUGUCCUAUGUGUGCUGGAGCAAUACUACAAGCUAGAAUUGACACCCUUGUGUGGGGAGCUCCCAAUAAACUUCUUGGGGCUGAUGGCAGCUGGAUUAGACUUUUUCCUAAUGGGGGUGAAGGUGGAAGUGGCUCAGAACUGACAGAUAAAACACAAGCUCCAGCCCACCCAUUCCACCCAAAGAUGACAAUUCGGCGUGGGGUAUUGGCAUCAGAAUGUUCAGAUGCAAUGCAGCAGUUCUUCCAACUCAGGAGAAAGCAGAAGGAGAAGAAACCAGAUAUGCCCGCCCCACCUUCAUGCUUGCCCAUUUCAAAUCAUCCUUCUAAGUUCAUGACUAAGAUGCAUGGCAUCUUCCACAUGUUCUGUUUAUAAGGAAUGGGACAUGGCCCAUCUGUUUCUUCAAGCUUGUAAAACCAUGUUGCUACAUGUAUCUAAUUUUUUGUAUCA
Molecule: messenger RNA, 4298 nt
Organism: Vitis vinifera (wine grape)
Lineage: Eukaryota; Viridiplantae; Streptophyta; Magnoliopsida; Vitales; Vitaceae
Product: tRNA(adenine(34)) deaminase, chloroplastic
Exons: 4
Coding region: 147-4223 (1358 amino acids)
Biological process (GO): tRNA wobble adenosine to inosine editing
Cellular component (GO): chloroplast
Molecular function (GO): tRNA-specific adenosine deaminase activity
Source: RefSeq, a predicted model, not a curated record